CGAUCAAGUCGCUCCUCUCAGUUCAUGGUCGCCGAUAUGCAAAUUAAUGAGGGAGCGCGCUCGUGCGUGCUCUUUGUGCACCCGAACGGCGCCGCUGUCAGCCGUCAGCAGGGAAUGGCGAUGGAAGCUGCGUUUCACGAGCGGCGCGGCACACGAUCCCUGUCGUCGUCUAGCGCGUCCCCGAGUCCGAGCGCGGUCUUCUUCGACCUGGACAACACUCUCGUGGAGACCAGGAGAGCGGACGGUCAGACUUGCCGCAAGUUGGCUGAGGAAUUGAUGCGAGAAUACGGUAUUCCGGAAGAUGCGUCGACCAAGAUAACAGCUACGUAUCUGAAACAAUUUAGAAAGUGUCCGGACAACGCGACCCUCACAUUGGACGCCUGGCGUACCAUUCUUUGGAGCAAGGCGCUGGGCCAUAAGUACUCGCAUCUAGCAAAAAAGGUUUACGAAAGAUGGCUCUAUUUAAGAUACCAUUACAUGAUGCUGACGCCGAACACAGUUUCUAUGCUGCGUCAAUUCAGAAAGAAGUAUCUGCUGGGUCUGAUUACCAACGGCCCGUCAAAUGCCCAGUGGGAGAAGGUGUACAAACUGUCGCUGGAGCAAUACUUCGACGUUAUCCUGGUGUCCGGUGAUCUGCCGUGGGAGAAACCAGAAGCCGAGAUAUUCCAAAAGGCUUGCCAUUUUCUCAACGUGAGACCCGAGGAGUGCAUCAUGGUCGGUGACAAGUUGGAGACCGAUAUUUUAGGUGGGAUCGAGGCUGGAUUAUACGGAACAGUGUGGAUACCUACUACCGAUAAACCUCGUCUUUCGGGAGACGAUCCUAAGCCAGAUUUUACAAUAAGACACGUAACAGAACUUCUCCGCAUAUUGGAGAGAGGUCCAAACGCGCCGGAGUUCGAAGACUGCUCUUCAAAUGGAUCCGAUGGCAGCUAAUGAGAAGACGCGUGUUAUAUUAAUUUUUUUUUAAUAUAAAACGACUUGAAAAAUGUUUGCAAGCAUUCAGUGUCUUACUGAGAUCUUAUAGGAUCUUUCAGAUUUUUGUUGUAUGUGUUAGCGUUGUUUUUUUUCUAUUAUAUAUGUGUUUUACGAUAGCACUCGAAAGUAGACGUAGAUCGUCGUUAAUAUAUUGAUUUCUAUUAGAAACAUUUUUUUAAGUUUUUAUAUAUUUAUCACAGUCUACAGUUUUCGAAUUUUUAUGAAAUUUUCAUAAAAUAUGCUACAGUCUAUCUAUACUGUAUAUCGAUACAACACACAGUCCUAUAUUUCGUUAUUUCGUAGAGUAAUUAAAGACGAAAAAGCAGCUUAAAAAAUGCAGUUAUUUUGAUAAUAUUAUAUAUUAACAUUUUAUAAAACUUGUUUUAGAUGACGAGAGAACCACCGCUAUAUUUGUAGUGAUUUAGCAACUUACCGAUUUAUUUUGCAAAUAGAUGGCAAGUGAGAUAUUUUUCAGUUACCUUUUCGAAGUUACCUUCUCAAAGUUAAAAUAAUUAUAGUGUAUCGAAUAAGGGAGACAAAGCUCAUGUACAAAACAAAAUGCACAAACAGAGCCAGUAGCUGUAGAUAAAUGAACAAAAUGCAACCAUACACAAGUAUUUUAUCGUCCGUACAAUUUAAAAAAAAAACGCGCUGUAAUAUAUAUAUAUUUUUUUAAUAAGAUACCCGCAUAAUAUAUUACAUAUAAAUCUCCUGUUGUACAAACACGUAACAUUUGUAUAUCUGUACAUAGAUAUGCACAGAACGUUGUAUAUGUGCGGCUACAAAUGUACAUGGUAUAUUUUUUCAUGUGUAUAUUUUAUCUCUGUUGAGAAUUCAGCUUGUUGGAUGUUCUAUGAACCGCAGAUCCUCAUACAGACGUAUUGUGAAACCCGAUAUAAGAAAACAGAUGUAUAUGAAUAAAGAAAAGAUAUAUGUACGUGUGAA
This is a messenger RNA of Vollenhovia emeryi, 1920 nucleotides long. RefSeq names its product N-acylneuraminate-9-phosphatase. The record is from RefSeq and is a predicted model, not a curated record. Lineage: Eukaryota; Metazoa; Arthropoda; Insecta; Hymenoptera; Formicidae. Gene Ontology annotation, molecular function: hydrolase activity. The transcript has 3 exons. The coding region runs from base 25 to 933 and encodes 302 amino acids.